Molecule: messenger RNA, 2996 nt
Organism: Schistosoma haematobium
Lineage: Eukaryota; Metazoa; Platyhelminthes; Trematoda; Strigeidida; Schistosomatidae
Product: Chromatin assembly factor 1, subunit A
Exons: 8
Coding region: 352-2397 (681 amino acids)
Biological process (GO): nucleosome assembly
Cellular component (GO): nucleus; CAF-1 complex
Source: RefSeq, a predicted model, not a curated record
UUUAAACUUUUCUGAUCAGGGGAGGCGGCAACUAGAAAGACAAGAAAAAAAAGAUGCUGAAGAACGUGAGAAGGAAGAAAAGCGUCUGAAACGUAGGGAAGAACAGCGCAAAAGAGAAGAGGGAAGAGGAAAUGAACGUAGAAAGAAAGAAGAGGAAAAACGCAAGAAGAGGAAGAAAAAUUGCAAAAAGAACAAGAAAAGAAAAGGGAAGAAGAUUUAAAAAGCCAAAGAGAAGAAAAACAACGUGCAGUUUUGUUAGGAUUUCUUGUGAAAUCAGAAAGCAAAAAGGAAAUCAAUACCGUCUCUGGUACAGACUGUGGACCAUUUAUACAAUUUGAAGUCAGAAAAGAUAUGAGAAUGGCUUCUUUGCACAGAAUGUCACAGGCUUUACUUUCCUCAAAACAAGGCAACAUAGAAAACUUACGACAUGCAUGGGUAAACGGAAACGAUAAAGAUGCAACAUCAUCACUUGGGUUACUUAAAUUCGGACGUACUAACUACCUUCAUGAACUACGAACAGGACAGAUAUUACCAUUAUCCUACCCAAGUACUUGGCCAAUUGAACCUCCCGAAGUCCAAUAUCUUGGAGAUAAUAUCUAUCCUGUUAUAAACUCGGUCGCUUUAAAACAACACGGUAAUCGUGGCAGUGGUGGAACAGUAUGGCUACGUGCAAAGUUAUUUCAAUUCGUUGAAAAUUAUCGACCUGCAUAUUAUGGUACAUGGCGACGUCGUAGUCGUAUUGUUACUGGUCGUAGACCAUUUGCUCGUGAUGAUUAUCAACUUGAUUAUUCCAUCGAUUCAGAUGAUGAAUGGGAAGAAGAACCUGGUGAAAGUAUUACACAGUCUGAUAAUGAAGAUGAAGAAGACGAGGAUGAGGAAAAGGAUGGUGAUGAAGAUGACGAUGAUCAGUUCUUUGUUCCACAUGGUUAUUUAUCUGAUGAUGAAGGUGUGGCUGCAGAAGAAAGUGAAGGUCCGAUCCCUGAUGAAAUGAAGCAGUUGCGUCAACGGUUAUCUGUUGCAGAGUAUGAAGCAGCUCAUCGUCGUGGACUUCAACGUUUAAAACCAUUAUUACUAGGACCUUUAUGGUUGCCUGAACCAGUUGAACGUUGUAUGCCAAGCAGUAACGCAACUACUAAUAAUACUACUAGUGCUGCCACUAAUAAUAAUCAUUUCGAAGAGAAUAAAGAAAACAUCGAAUUACCGGAAAGAUUUAUUCUCAGUAAGCAGACCAAUGAGAAAACUGAAUCCCAAUUAAUGAAAUCUGUUUUAAGCGUCUAUCGCGUGCAUUUAUGGACAAUAAAUUUUCCGAUUUCUGUUAAACCAGAUAUUGUUGCCACUACUACGACUUCAAGAAGACCGAAAAAAUCUGUCCCAGAAGAAGCGAUGGCGUAUUUUAUUCAACUUGUUCAUCGAAGUCCUUUGGGAAAGCAUAAAUUAGCUUUUGAGUUCCGUGUUUUUUGGCAUCGUCAUACUACUGGCAUCCUACCAGAAUGCUUACAAUAUAUGGAAUAUAAAAAAUAUAAUGCUUCUGCAGUGGGUUCAUCAGUCUCACGUAGCGGUCUUUUUGUAUUAUCUGGUCCAGUUUGGGAUAGUUUACCAUUAAGUCAAUCACUUGUGUUAUCCAAAUUAUCUCAGAUCGCGGUUUUCACUGAGGGAAGGUGGAUGGUUAACUUAGAAAUACUUCAGAAAUAUGCUUCGCGUCUUUGUAAUCUGUGCAAUAUUCAAGAAUUAAGUGGUGGUAUUGCUAGUAGUUUGGACAAAGUUGAUAAAGAUUAUUUUAAUAAUUUCGUAUUUCCUCCAUGGGAAUAUUUAACAGAUGUAGCGGUAACUAAUAUCAGAGUAAAUCGCGGUGCAUCAAUAACUAGUCGUCGAUCUCUAGAAGUACCACAAUCACAAUUACAAACAACUGUAGAUCGUUUACAUGAACCGCACAAAAAUGUAAUGACUAUCAAUAAUUCUCAAGUUGUUUUAUUGCAGCCUCUACAAUCUUCGGAUGUUGUAGUAUCAAGUAAGCAAACUGAUAAGGAAUUAUCAAUUCAUAAGAAUGAACAAUUGUCUCAAUCUAAAAAAACUCAUUUAUCUGAAAAAGACAUUAAUUUAUCGGUUAACAUAAGUCAGGCGAACUGUUCUUCAAAAGUGACUACUACUAUUGCUUCUACUGGUUCGUCUCAUAUUCCACGUCGAAGAAAAGGAGUUACUAACAAAAUUCUCACAAGUGAGAAAGACACUCCUUCGUCUGUCAAUAACAGUAAAGAAAACUGUUCUUCUCCGAAAGUGACUACUACCACUGGUUUAUCACAAACUCCAGGUCGAAAAAGAGUAACUUUGGAUUCAUUCCUUAUACCACCUGCAAAACGAUCAAACGUUAAUUUAUCUUCUGAAAUUCAGUCAGAUUAAGAUUGUGUUAUUUUAGACUCAAAAUGAUAAUAAUUUCACUCUCACAAUAUAUAUGUAUAUUGUUUGAAAAUAUUUGUGAAUUGUCUAGGAAAUAUAUAGCUUAUGUGUGCAUACCUGAGUAUUUAAGUUUUUCGAGACCGUGUUUUGUUUAGGGUGAUUUAACCCCUGCUUACCUCAUUACCAUUUCAAUCUUCUCUUAUUCCAUAAUAAUUGUCUACUCUCUAAUCUUUGUAUAAAAAUUAGUUUAAAGGGAUGCAUGCUGAAAUCCAUAUUCCAUAAGUUCUUUCCGUUAUUUUUUUGGCAACAUAUGAAACUAUGAAGUACAGUUAGAUAACUGAAAUAUCUUCUUUAUCUUCUCUCUCCCUCUUCACAUAUACUGUUAUAUUAGAAAUUUUUGUAAAGAUUUCACCGAUUGUUUAUACAUAUUUCAUUAUUUUGAAGACAAACAAAAGUAAAGUAUGAUAGACUAUUAUUGUUUUUCUUCUCUCUGUGACCAAUAUGUACUUCACAUUAUCAUCUAUUUUUGUAUAUUUAUGUGUAUUUAUGAUCAGCCAAAAAUAUGUUUCUUUAUUCAACAACUUGUAGAUGUUUUUUUCGAA